UGAAAUCAUGAAAAAGCUAUCUUCCUGUGGAACCAGAGGUUAGUCGCAUGGCGGACACUGGCUUGACAAGACAUACGGUACGGAAGUUCCCGAGUACGACCGACAGAUUGCGAAAGCCUUCAGAAACAACCGUCGGCCCUUCCUAAAGGAAGAUCUGUGUGCUGUGAUUUAUCACUUAGGAGGCCAAAACACGCGCAACAACGGACAACCCCACAGGAUCGGGGGGUGCUUCUCGUGUCUCGGGAGGAAGGUCAGGGUUUACAAAGUUACCUUGACUGUAACAAUCAUACACGAGCUGCUUCUUUUUACAUCCAAUCAAUCUUCUGUGCUCAUUUUUACUUAUAAUACACAAAUUAAAAAAAUUCGAUGCCUUCCAGGGACGAUAUUCGCUCCCUAUCCACUGAGCAACGCUGGAUCCCUCCUUCAACUCUUAGACGCGAUGCACUCACCCCAGAAAGCAGAAAUAAUUUCAUCUUUAGAAAGGUGCGGGGUAUUCUUAAUAAGCUUACGCCGGAAAAGUUCGCAAAGCUGAGCAACGACCUGCUCAACGUUGAGCUUAAUUCUGAUGUGAUUCUCAAAGGUGUCAUUUUUUUGAUCUUUGAAAAAGCACUUGAUGAACCCAAGUACAGUUCUAUGUACGCACAGCUGUGCAAACGGCUGUCUGACGAAGCUGCAAACUUUGAACCAAAAAAAGCACUCAUUGAAAGUCAAAAAGGCCAAAGCACAUUCACAGUUCUUCUUCUUAAUAAGUGCAGAGACGAAUUUGAAAAUCGUUCAAAGGCAAGUGAGGCAUUCGAAAAUCAGGAUGAACUUGGUCCAGAGGAAGAGGAACGCCGACAGGUGGCUAAGCGCAAAAUGCUUGGUAACAUUAAAUUCAUCGGAGAAUUGGGAAAAUUGGGAAUCGUAUCGGAAACGAUCUUACAUCGUUGCAUCUUGCAAUUAUUGGAGAAGAAAAGGCGAAGGAGAUCCAGGGGGGACACUGCUGAGGAUAUUGAAUGUCUUUGCCAAAUCAUGCGUACCUGUGGCCGCAUCCUUGACUCGGAUAAAGGCCGCGGACUCAUGGAUCAAUAUUUCAAACGUAUGAACUCCUUGGCAGAAAGCAGAGAUCUUCCUCUACGCAUCAAGUUUAUGCUACGUGAUGUUAUUGAGUUACGCCGUGAUGGCUGGGUACCACGUAAGGCUACCAGUACUGAAGGUCCAAUGCCCAUCAAUCAAAUCCGCAGUGAUAAUGAAGAGUCUUCGAGAGGAAAUGGCUUCCAUAGACGUGAGGAUCGUCUCGGAGCUGAAUUUUUAAGAAAAAUGGGCCGUGGCGGAUUAGAUAUGGAUAUGAUGGGGGGUAUACCAUUAACUUCUCCAUCAUUUGGCAUGCCAUCUCCAUUCAGCCCCAAUGGAUUCUCAGGAACUUCAGGGGUUACUUAUGGCCGUCAUAGUCAACGUAACCAACCUGGUUACUAUCAAAACCAGAAUCGUCACCAAAACAAUUAUCAAGGGAAACACAAUCAACAACAACAUAAUUCACCACAAAACUUUAAUAACAAUAGCAAUAAAGAACAAUUACGCUUCAAUAAAAAUAAGAUGUUGAUUGGACAUCCAGAAGAAGUAUCGCUAAGACCAUCAGCUAAUUCUAUGAUGUUUAAACAAACGAAUAUUAAUCCCAAUCUACCUCUCAACAGUGAUCUGUUCCCAGGACGAGCAUCAGAAAUACCUCUUCUACGUACAAGCACAUUAAAACCCAGCUCGCCAUUACUGCACAAGGAAUUGUCACCAGCAAUUGUAAUAAAACAAGGUCCCGUAGAUAAAAGAGAAAAAGCUCGCGAUAGAAAGGAUAAAGGAACUUCUAGGGAGGAGAUAUUGAAGAAGGUGAAUUCCUUAAUGGAUGAUCUUGUUUCGCAUACGAACAUACAAGAUGCAAUAACAGCUUUUCAAGAUCUUAAAAUACCUGAACGAUUUUUACGACAUGCAGUUUAUACAUUAUAUUCUAAUACGUUAGAUCGUGGAGAUUCUGACCGUGAACUUGCAGCUAAACUUAUAGUUGAAUUGGAGAAAGCAGACGUGAUUACUGUACAGCAGAUACAUGAAGGAUGGAAAGAACUAGUAUCCAAUAUACCAGAAAAAGAGAGUACUGUGCCUUGUGUAGCUUCUCAUGUUGCCUUUUUAACAGCUAAGGCUAUUGUGGAUAAUUUAAUUCAAUUAACCGAUCUUGUUGCUGUGACAGAAAAUGGCCAACAUCAUCCAUUAUUUUUACUUACACUUCAGCAAUUACAUAAAAGCCAAGGCAAAGCAAGAUUAACACAAAUCUUUAAUGACAGCAAGGUGAAUCUUAUCAGUCAGCUACCUGAAGCAGACAAGACGAAAGAAAGACUAGCUGAGAUUUUAGAAGACAGAGAAUUGACUUUCCUUUAUCCACUUCUUAAGAUCCAAGGAGAUAUAUGGCGUCAAUUAGAAUAUGACCCAAAUCCUAAUACUCUUUACAAAUGGAUCAAAGAAAAACUAGAACCUUCGCAUCAUUCUGAUUCAGAAUUUAUUAAUGCUUUGAUGAAUGUUCUUCUAAAAUACAUUACACAGGAAACAAUACUGGCACCUGGUGUUGAUCCUUCUAGUGUAGGCAAAUCAGUAAUAGAUAAAGAAAAGGCAUUAUUGGAAAAAUAUGCUCGUUUAAUGCGCUUACUCUUCGUCGAUAUAGAGUCUCAAGUGACAGCUCUCCAUGCACUUCAAGCAUUUUGGUUUUCGCACAAUUUUCCAAAAGGAAUGCUAUUGCGAUGGUUUGAUGGGCUUUACCGAUUAGAAGUGAUUGAAGAAGACGCUUAUUUCAAAUGGAAGGAAUGUGUUACUGAUGCUUAUCCAGGCAAGGGUAAAGCAUUAUUUGAGGUAAAUAGUUGGUUAACAUGGCUAGAUAAUGCAUCCACAGAAGAAGAAAGUGAUGACCAUAACGAUGAUGAUGACAACAAUAAAAACUACAGAAUGCAAAAACUGUGAGAAGAAUAUGUUCUUCCGGCUACCUAUAAUUUGGAAUAGGGUUUUGCUAUCUAUAUUACUGGACCAAGCGGUUUCAGUUUACUAAUUGAGUUGUCUCCAUCCAUUGCCACAAACAUCUUGUUAGUCUGUGUCAAGCCCUCGUUCAAUGAAGAAGAUGAAGACAAAGAAGAAAAGGACUUUACAAUAAUGUCCAAAUAAAAAAAAGAAAGAAAGAAAAAAAAUGGAAAUAUGGAAAAUUUGCAACCGCUCGAGUGGUUUGCAACAGACUUUCUAAGCAAGAAGUUUUAGAAUGUUUUAGAUAAUUGAAUAUUGAUAUGAUUUGUAAUCAUAUUGGGCCAGCAGAUAUCAACAUUCGCCGCUGUAUGAACAUCGGUGCAGAAGGAAACAAGAAAAAAAUUAGUCUGGUGAUUUGUGUUGUCAAAGUUUUUGUCUAGUAUUGUGCAUGUGUCACGUUUUUGUAAGUCUUUUUGUCCGCGGCACCAACGAGUCGCUUGUUAUCUCUGUGUACCAGCUUUUACAUUUAUUAUGAGGAAUUAUUAUCUAUUAUUAAUUAUUAUUAUUACUAUUAUAUAAUUCAUCACAACAGUCGAAAUACAUCUACUUUUCCUAAAGAAACAAAGAAAAUAUCCAUUAGGAACAGGAAACUGACUCAGUAAUAUAAUAUAUAAAGCGCGAUUAAUUAAUUCUCUCUAAAACUAAAAAAAAAUCAAACAAAUGAAUUUGUAGAUCUUGAAAAACAAAACUGAGUCAUAUUUAUACACACCAAUCAACCAAACAUCAUUUUUGCCCAUGUACCUAUAUUUGCUGCUCCAUUUAAUUCUACUCUAACUAUUCAAUAACAACCAGCAGCCAACAUCACAAUUCACUUUAACGUAACAUAAAAAAAAAAAUUAGUGACAUGACUAAAUCGUAUUAUAAAAAUAAACAUACCUUGGUGUAAUUUAUUACA
Messenger RNA from Apis laboriosa (Himalayan honeybee), 3925 nucleotides. RefSeq names its product eukaryotic translation initiation factor 4 gamma 2 (gene NAT1). The transcript has 7 exons. The record is from RefSeq and is a predicted model, not a curated record. Gene Ontology annotation, molecular function: mRNA binding; protein binding; translation initiation factor activity. The coding region runs from base 367 to 2976 and encodes 869 amino acids. Lineage: Eukaryota; Metazoa; Arthropoda; Insecta; Hymenoptera; Apidae. Gene Ontology annotation, cellular component: eukaryotic translation initiation factor 4F complex.